Messenger RNA from Rhopilema esculentum, 3417 nucleotides. NCBI's taxonomy places the organism in Eukaryota, Metazoa, Cnidaria, Scyphozoa, Rhizostomeae, Rhizostomatidae. The record is from RefSeq and is a predicted model, not a curated record.
AUGCAAUCCAAAAGAUGUUUUGGUGCUAUCACAGUUCUAUUCAGCAUUUUGAUCUGUGCAAAAUCACAAAGCAUCGAAAAGAUACACCGUUCAUCGUGCAGAAGAGAUGUUCUAAUGAAAGCAACUGACCGUGAUAAAAAGUUGACUGGCACUGCGCAAAAUACCAUAUUGGAGAUCCACGCCGAAAAGCUUUCACUUUGCGCAAAGAGGUGCACAGGGGCAGAGAAGUGUAUGACAAUCAAUUACAAGAGGUUUCCUGCCUCUUUGCAAGAGAAUAAUUGCCAACUGCUGGAUAUUUCGAAAGCAAAUCAAAGCGUUUCAUUGACAAAUGCAGCUGGGUGGAUUCACUAUGAACAAGUAGCGCAGGUUGGACCACGUUGCCGUCUAACGAACUGCGAUCCUGGGUAUUUCUGCAGCGAAGCGUGUUCAAAGUUGACAGGCUACGAAUGCUUAGACAUCGACGAAUGCGAGAGCAGUCCAUGUCAAAAUGGUGGUACCUGUAGCAAUGAUAUAAACAAAUAUACUUGUACCUGUAAAGCGGGCUUUGAAGGAACAAACUGUCAGACAGAUAUAAAUGAAUGUGCAAGCAGUCCAUGUCAAAAUGGCGGCACAUGCGUUGAUGGAGUCAACCAGUACUCUUGCACUUGCGCAGCAGGAUAUGAAGAAACACUGUGUCAGACAGAUACAAAUGAGUGUGCAAGCAGUCCAUGUCAAAAUGGCGGCACAUGUGUUGAUGGAGUCAAUAAGUACACUUGCACUUGUCCAGCAGGAUAUGGAGGAGCACUGUGCCAGACAAAUAUAAAUGAAUGUGGAAGCAGUCCAUGUCAAAAUGGCGGAACAUGCGUUGAUGGAGUCAACCAGUACUCUUGCACUUGCGCAGCAGGAUACGAAGGAACAAUGUGUCAGACAAAUACAAAUGAAUGUGCAAGCAGUCCAUGUCAAAAUGGCGGCACAUGCGUUGAUGGAGUCAACCAGUACACUUGCACUUGCGCAGCAGGAUAUGAAGGAACACUGUGUCAGACAGAUACAAAUGAAUGUGCAAGCAGUCCAUGUCAAAAUGGCGGCACAUGCGUUGAUGGAGUCAACCAGUACACUUGCACUUGCGCAGCAGGAUAUGAAGGAACACUGUGUCAGACAGAUACAAAUGAAUGUGCAAGCAGUCCAUGUCAAAAUGGCGGCACAUGCGUUGAUGCCAUCAACCAGUAUUCUUGCACUUGCGCAGCAGGAUAUGAAGGAACAAUGUGUCAGACAAAUACAAAUGAAUGUGCAAGCAGUCCAUGUCAAAAUGGCGGCACAUGCGUUGAUGCCAUCAACCAGUACUCUUGCACUUGCGCAGCAGGAUAUGAAGGAACAAUGUGUCAGACAGAUACAAAUGAAUGUGCAAGCAGUCCAUGUCAAAAUGGCGGCACAUGCGUUGAUGGAGUCAACCAGUAUUCUUGCACUUGCGCAGCAGGAUAUGAAGGAACACUGUGUCAGACAAAUAUAAAUGAAUGUGCAAGCAGUCCAUGUCAAAAUGGCGGCACAUGCGUUGAUGGAGUCAACCAGUACUCUUGCACUUGCGCAGCAGGAUACGAAGGAACACUGUGUCAGACAAAUAUAAAUGAAUGUGCAAGCAGUCCAUGUCAAAAUGGCGGCACAUGCUUUGAUGGAGUCAACCAGUACUCUUGCACUUGCGCAGCAGGAUAUGGAGGACCCCAAUGUCAAGCAACAUCUGGAGCCAGCUGCAGGGCAUUGUACCUUCAAGGACACACAGUUAAUGGGGUCUAUCUGUUACAAGGUGUUUCUGGUUCAACAUUUUAUGCGUACUGUCAUAUGUCUGACGGUGGUUGGACGUUGAUAGCAAGGUUCUCGAACGCAGAUACAAAGAACUGGAUGCAAAGUAGUGGUUUAUUUUGGUACGACCAAGGAGUAUAUGGAUCAACAACAUCACCAUCGACGAAUGCUGACAUGAUAAAUAGGGCAUUUUUCGAUACUGCUGGAAACGAUAUCAAACUGUCGCGGAGUGAUGUCUCUGCCCAUUCCUUCCUGCUAUACGCCGCUGGAUGUUUCUCUUCAGCGGCAACAUUUCGUGACAAGAUGUCUUCAUAUGGCAAUUUUAGGAACAAUGUGCGAUGGCUUCCUACCAAUGAUGGCUGCAGAGGAAGCUGCACAAUUACUAGCUAUGGAAGCGUGUCUGGAGUUGCUGGAUUUUCACAGUACAGUUGCAGCGGUGACCUCAAACCAAGCAAUACAUUAGGCUUUUGGUGUCAUUAUAGCACAGGUGAUGGAGCAGUGCUUAUGAUUGGUGGUGGUGGCAGUGCGUGUGGACGGGCAGAUCACGGUGUUGGUAUAACAGAGGCAAAUUAUCCAGUAUUUGCAGAUUCAACACCGAAUUAUGAUUUUGGAGAUGAGGCAAACAACGCACAAGCAACUACUUAUGCUUUGAAUCUUUGGAUUCGAUGAACAGGAUCAUUCCAGCAUGGACCUUCAAUAAGGUGUCUAGAGAACUUUUCUUAAUCCAAGUAAAAAGAAGCUCGCAAAACUCACAAAUUGAAAUUGUCAUAACGAAGGCAGACAUUAAGGUCAAGUUUGUAAUUAAUCAGAAAUUUAGGCUAAGAUGAAAAGAGUGUUUUCCACUCUUAUCAGAUUCACCGUUGUAUGCAAAGAUAUUUAAAAUCUUUUUAUGCACAGCGUUGCUAAUCGGAAACAUAUGCAUUUUUAGUUAUCUUUUCUAAAGGCUGAGUAUUUAAAAUUGUUGGCAGAAUGAAACUCUUGCAUGACCAUAAUCAACGGAAGAAAAAAGAGCAUAAAAAUACAAUAAAGUUCAUCACACUAAUACGCCGGAAUAAAAGAGGGGAAAAGAGGAAAGACUUCUUUUUUGUAAUUCUCGCUGCAUGGGCUCUGACUAGAAAAAUUUCCACCUAGAUAAUGUUGGAACUUUUGAACUAACAGAACAAUACGUGAACCCUCGUUUUCAUGUGGUAUUGUUUUAUUUUGCGUUUUACGGGAUAUUUUUUGCUGUCUUAAAAAAUUGGAGAAGAAGGAGUCCAGAAAGACGUUUCACAAGAAUCCUAGAAGACCACAACUUCUACACAAGAAAAACCUCUCAGGUGUUGUUGCUCAAAGCUUUGGAGCCAGGCUUUGAAUUUGGUACAAACAAUUAUAACUUUUCAAAUUGUUGUCGAUUUUCUGAGAAAUCAAAGUGCUAUAAAAGAUUUGACUGUGAAAAUGACUGUAGGUCAUAGGUGUAAAAUCAGACAAUGGUAUUUCCUGUCAAAAUCCUAACUUAAUGUCAUCAAAUUUCCUAACUAAUGCAUAUUGCAAACACUAUCAUCAUUACUUUAACCAAUUUUCUUCAAACUAUUGAUCUACUCUACAUUCAAACCUAGGGCUAUACCUUGAACUCCAAAGUAGAGUCAUAGACACAGAACCAUUAUC